Molecule: messenger RNA, 3476 nt
Organism: Scylla paramamosain (green mud crab)
Lineage: Eukaryota; Metazoa; Arthropoda; Malacostraca; Decapoda; Portunidae
Product: 5'-AMP-activated protein kinase subunit beta-1-like
Exons: 6
Coding region: 727-1614 (295 amino acids)
Biological process (GO): signal transduction
Cellular component (GO): cytoplasm; nucleus; nucleotide-activated protein kinase complex
Molecular function (GO): protein kinase binding
Source: RefSeq, a predicted model, not a curated record
AAUGCAUACCUGCUGCAAAACGUGUCGAGUAUCACUGACAAAACAUAAAGGGAACUCCAAAUUCUUCGGCAGUGUUCAAUAGGGAGGACGCCCGGCUCCCCACCAGGCUGGCAGUCUCGUACAGGGCAUUGACGCUGCUCAGUGAUGGCGUCCACGCCACGAGGAAGGAUAGGAAUCUCACUCACAUCCAAAGAUCUCAAAACUGAAGGGCGCCCACCUUCCGCAUGAAAGGCCGCAACAGCCAGCUCGUGUUGGAGAUAUGCACGUGCCCGUCUUAAGACGCGAGCCUAGGUGCGGGUAGGAGACCUCGUGAGCAGCACCACCACCACGGUGGCAAGAGUGCCCUUCAAGGUGAAGCUCGGUGGGAAGGUGGAGGAAGCCUUCCUCACUCUGGUUUAGCUCAAUGUCUCAGUAGGAUACAAGCUGGACGUCAAUCCUGUCUCGCACGUCACCUUCCCCAUAGGGGAUUACGAGCCCACCCAACCCAGGCUGCAGUUCCUGGUGCAACAGACCCACAGGUACGGCCCGAUGCCGGACCAAAGGGAGUGGCUGCUGCCUCACAGCAACAUCCCCCAGUUCCGCGUCCCUGCAGCCCGAGCACCGUGAUAUCGAAACAAACGAUAUCACUCAGAAUGUGAAGACAAUAGCCGACGACAGGCAGCAGAAAGAGGAUUACCCACAGCAUUCACCACAGCUCAGUCCAUCGCAUUCUAGUAACCAAAGAAAAUGGGUAACCAUGCAUCAUCUGGGGAGAGGAGGGACCGUGUCAAAGGAGGAGAGUUCACCCCGUACUCCCCGAGCAGAGUGGGGGACGGCCAGGCCUUCACCUUUGACCACACUCGGCCUGGUGCUGGCCAACACAAGGUCCUGCAUCAGCAGAGCUCAGAGGAAGACCACGACCCUGUAAUCCUUAAGGUGGCAAAGGACAAGGACAAGGAGAAUGAAGAGCCAGUCCCCCUGAGGCCACGUCUUGUCACUCAGGGAAACAAGAAGAUGCUGCCCUUCGUCAUCAAGUGGACAGGAGGAGGGAAUAAUGUGUCCAUUGCCGGCACCUUCAACCAGUGGCAGAGCAUACCCAUGGUUAAGAGCGAGAAGGACUUUGUAGCAAUUGUGGACCUCCCAGAAGGCUCACAUCAGUACAAGUUCCUGGUGGAUGGGGAGUGGAAGGUGAACCAGGGAGAGGCGGCAUGUGACAAUGGCAUGGGCACCCAGAACAACGUCAUCACAAUCAAUGAGGCGGACUUUGAUGAGUUUGAGAAUGCUCUCCUCCGCGACCCGAAUGAUAAGGACGAAAAGAAAGGCUCUCAGAUGACGACAGGGAAGAAUAGCUGUGUUUCAGGUAUGCAGGAGGAAGUGUUCAGCCAAGAAAUACCAGAAUAUCAGCAGAGCGAGAAGAUCCGAGGGCCGCCCGUGCUGCCACCACACCUGCUGCAGGUCAUCCUCAACAAGGAUACACCCAUCUCGUGUGAACCAACCCUCCUUCCUGAGCCGAAUCACGUCAUGCUGAACCACAUGUACGCGCUGAGCAUCCGAGAUGGCAUGAUGGUUCUGUCCACUACACACAGGUUCCGAAAGAAGUGUGUCACCACCCUCAUCUACCGACCUAUAGAGUGAAAUAUGUGCUCAAGGUAUUUCUUGCUUAAUGGGCUUUGGGCAAGUGUAGAAAUAAUAUAGCAGUAGGUAGUAUUAGUAGUAGUUGUAGUAGUAGUCAUAGUAUGGGGUUGUGUUAAUGAAUCAUAAUCUCAGAUGAGCCACAAAAGGUGUUCCUCCACUUGUGUGUUGGCUAUAGUUGAUGUGAGUGUUUAGUGAGAUGUGAUUGGCAACCUUUGAGGCAUCUACAUCCCCAGGGAUACUGAGCUUUACUGAGCCCCAUGUGUUGCAAAGGAAGGAAUGAAGUUUGCUUUUAAGUGACAAGUGAACAGUGUUACCAUGCCAUGUGCCUCACUUAAGGUUAGUGCCGUGGUUCUUACCUCUUUAAGUUGAUACUCAGUUUUGAUUUUAAAGCCAAUGAAAUGACACUAUUCUGAUCUAAACACAGAAGCUCUCAUAAAUAUACAAAUAGGAGUACAGUAUUACAUUGUGGUUUUAAAAAGAUGUCACAGUUUUCUCAAUGAUCUUAAAAUGAACAGAACAACACUACAUAUAUAUUAUAAUCUAAAUGCAGAAUCUCUUAUGAGCAUACAGAUGGACAAUAGUCUUAUGCAGCGGUUUUGAAAAACAUCACAGUUUUUUUCAGACACAGAACUACUACAGUAUUUGCUAUGGCUCUAAAAGACAUCACAGAUUCUCUACAUGUACAGAACAGCUAGUCAUUGCAGCUCUCUUACUCUUAUAUAACGACUUCAGUAUUAUAUUAUGGAUCUGAAAGUGAAUGCAGCUCUCUCAAUAUCCAUGCACACAUUCCUCUGCUAGUAAAGCUAAGAGGAAGUACUCAGGGAGUCCUCAUCCAACAUUUAAGAACACAAGAAAAUUAGGGAAGCUACAGGAAGCCACCAGGCCUAUACAUAGCAGUCCCUAUAUGAAACAUACUUACCUAUUUCUACUCAUCAUUCUCCUAUAAAUUUAUCUAGUCUCAUUUUAUCUUCAUCACAUCAAGUUGUCUAUAUGACAACUUGAUACAUGAAUCAAAAACAAGACACCCUGAAUCAGUAGGACAGUGUGACUCUACCACUCAAUGUCCAAAAACUUUAUCUCAUUUAAGCAAAGCAAGUCAAACAGUCAUUACCAGUUGAGUGUUGCAGUUGCAGGUAAUAUUAAUGUGGACAAAUUAGAGUGAUGAAAAUGAAACAAGUCGAAUGUUCAGUAAGGGAUGAAUUCUCUUGCAGCUACACUACUUAGUGCAAUACAGUGUUCCUCCUUGUUCAGUUUCAUUGUGUUGUGGGGGUACAGCUAAUGUUUGUGUGAGCAGGUGUUGGUUUGUUUAUAUUAAGGCCUGUGCUUCCCAUGCAGCUAAAUGUGGGAUUGCAGGAUAAGGGAUAUCCCUAAACAAAAACAGAUAAGACAGGAUAAAUUGUCUGCAAGUCUUCAACUUAAUCUCAACUUUUUCUUUUUCUUUUUCUCUUAUACAUUUCUUUUUCUUUUUUAUGUAUUGGAGAGACUGGCCAAGGGCAAAAAAUUGAUAGAUAAAGAAGCCUGGUGAUAAUGCCAUUCCCAUAAAAGAAAUGGGUGGAGUGUUGAGGCACACAGCCAGUUGGAAUUGGACUCCCAGUGAUGUAAUUAAGUCCGUCUCUUGAAGUGCAGCUUAACACAAUCCAUUGCUGCUUGCUGCUUCUGUGUAUAUAUUUGUCUUGUGUGUACAUAUAUUGACAUCAUGGCAAUAUGUAUACUUGUACAUAUGUAUGUAAUCAUACUGUGCAAUUGAUACUUAUUCACUAAAAUUAGAUAUUUAUAUAUGAUGUAUAAUUGCACAAAACUCCUAUUUAUACCUGUACUACAGUGAAGAAUUUGUAUGAUGAAUUAAACUCACAUCUCAUCAA